Leptonychotes weddellii (Weddell seal) is the source of this 1619-nucleotide messenger RNA. The record is from RefSeq and is a predicted model, not a curated record. NCBI's taxonomy places the organism in Eukaryota, Metazoa, Chordata, Mammalia, Carnivora, Phocidae.
AUUCUUACUUUGACUUUUGCUCUGUUAGCCUUCGUAGAAUGCUGCCUCUUCUGCCCCUUAAACCAGGGCCUCCAAAGAUUCAUGGGAGCAGGGACAAGAGGCAAUGUAUUCUUUCUGUCAUCAGCCAUCUUCUCGGGGAUAUCUUCUUUUCUAAGUUCAAGCUGAGGCAAGGGCUGGUUGGAGUUGGAGUCUUUCCCCCCACAUUCUUCUUAAAGAGUUCAGUAUAAAAGUUUCAUUAUUACUCGGUAGCUCAGUGAAGAAGCCAGAUAAAUGGCCGAAUGAAUAAAAAAUGAGAUUGUUCCCCAAGCGUCACUUGAGAGGUAAACUAUUUAGCUAGGUACUAUAUUUAUAGUUUAAGAGAGUGAACCUGGAAAAAGCCCCACAGAAAUGGCAUGUCGUAUUUUGACAGUUUCAAGGCCCUAGGAAGAAAAUAUAGCUACUGUCAGGAAAGUGGUAUAGCCAGAGGGCCAGACAAAAGCAUAAACUUCACAUAAGAGUGCUUAAUAUAUAUAGCUUGUUCAGGAUUGCUUGGAAGAACCAUAAUACUUGCUUUGGGAUUGUAGAAGAAAUUGAAAUGUUAGAAUCCCAUGGAUGAGAAGAGGAAUGAACACUUACUGAGGACUCGCCAUGUGUCAGGUCUUAUGCUAGUUGCUUUCCAUACAUGAUCUCACUCCCUAUUCUUGCACUCAGCAUUCACUCUACAGGGGGCCUUCUUCGUGCCAGGCACUCUGCUAGGUGCUGGGCAUCAAAGGUAUCACCUCAGUUUGAUAUGACAGCAGAAAGCUGGUUCCCGGUGAACCAGAAAUGUCAUCAUCGAAACCAGGCAAGACAUGCAAGUCGAAAAUCUACCGCCUCCAAGUUCCCACAUCUAACAUUUGACAGUCCACUGUUUUCCUCUUGUUCAGCCACGCUUGGGAUCCCCUUAAGCAGGGAAUGCCCCGGUCAAUCAGAAAAGCAAAUUUCCGGAAGGCCCUUAGUUCCAAUGCUCAGUCCUCAAAGCUGUGGGGAAGUGUCAGCACAUGCGCUUCAAAACUUACCUUAUGUAUUCAUUCCCCCUGAUAUCCAGACCCCAGAGUCAUCGUUUGUGAAGGAGGGGCCUGUUCCCCCAGGUCAGAGGGAAAGUAGCCUUCCGAGCUGCUCCUUCCAUGCUGGUACUCCCAAGAGCCCAGAGCCUGGGCCUGUUCUAGUUAAAGACACUCCUGAGGAGAAGUAUGGGAUCAAGGUCACAUGGAGGAAACGACGCCACUUGUUUACUUACCUCCGGGAGAGAGGGAAGCUGAACAAAAACCAGUUCCUUGUGAAAAACUCACUGGAUUUCUCCGGCACCAGCAGUCUCAAGAAAUUUUCAUAAAGUUGCUAAAGUACUUUUCUGGUUCACAGGAGAGUACAUCAGGAGAAUAAAAUGGAAAUAGUACCAAUAACCUCAAUAGAAAAAAAGAUGUUUUAACCAGAACCUUGGAGUCGUAAGGGAAUUCAGUUCCCAGAUUUGCUUUUUAAGAUGUCUUUUCCUAAAAAGUUUUUAGUGUCAUAAACAGUUCAUAUUUUUCUUAACAUUAACUGUCUAAAAUUUUAAAGUAUCUUGUAGUAACUAUUUAAAAUGUAUGUAAAUAAAUGAUUGC